Diceros bicornis minor is the source of this 7535-nucleotide messenger RNA. It is a transcript of the gene ZSCAN2, whose product is annotated as zinc finger and SCAN domain containing 2. Gene Ontology annotation, molecular function: DNA-binding transcription factor activity; RNA polymerase II cis-regulatory region sequence-specific DNA binding. NCBI's taxonomy places the organism in Eukaryota, Metazoa, Chordata, Mammalia, Perissodactyla, Rhinocerotidae. The transcript is spliced from 4 exons. The record is from RefSeq and is a predicted model, not a curated record. Bases 197 to 2125 code for a protein of 642 amino acids. Gene Ontology annotation, biological process: regulation of transcription by RNA polymerase II.
GAGCCGCAGUGAAUCCGGAGGGGCCGGGCUGUGCCCGGGGGCGCUUUUGCACGCGGAGCGGCCACGGGAGCAGGCCUGGUCUCCUGAGAGCACAUUACUUGUUGAAAUUUGAGAAGGGAGGUGUCUUCUCAGAGAGCCUGGCUGGAGGAGACUGAAGUUCAAGGCUAGAAGCCUGAGUGAUUGGCCGAAGAACUGGAUGAUGGCUGCAGAGGUGCCGAGAGUAACCACUCCGCUGAGCCCUUUGGUCCAGGUGCCUCAAGAGGAAGAUGACCAGGAGGAGGAGGUCACCACCAUGAUCCUGGAGGACGACUCCUGGGUGCAGGAAGCUGUGCUGCAGGAAGAUGGCCCUGAGUCCGAGCCCUUUCCCCAGAGUACUGGCAAGGGCAGCCCACGCGAGGAGGUGGCUGGAGGACCACAGGGUGCACUCGGCCGCCUUCGAGAGCUCUGUCGGCGCUGGCUGAGGCCGGAGGUGCACACCAAGGAGCAGAUGCUGACCUUGCUGCCAAGGGAAAUUCAGGCCUGGCUGCAAGAACAUCGGCCCGAAAGCAGCGAGGAGGCAGUGGCCCUGGUGGAAGACUUGACCCAGACCCUUCGGGACAGUGCAUGGGAGAGACAGAGGAGGCUUCUGGCCAGGCAAGGGGUCGCACACGGCCCCGUGAACAGCCAUGGGAUCUGCUGUGCACAUUUCGAGAUCCAGAGUGAAAAUGGAGAGAACUCUAACCACGGCAUAUUUGAGGAUGUGGAAUCACAUGAGAUCUUCUCAGAAAUGCCUGAAGGGGAGGGCAUUCAGCAGUCUGACUGGGAAAGUGACUUUGAGAGAGACUGUGGCUCCAGGGGGCCCCAGGGAGAGGCCCCAGGUGAGGACCAUGGGGAGGCGCCACAGCAGGGCAGGGAAGUCGGACAGCUCAUAGGCCUUCAGGGAACCUACCUGGGUGAGAAGCCCUAUGAAUGUCCCCAGUGUGGGAAAACCUUCAGCCGGAAAUCCCACCUAAUCACACAUGAGCGGACCCACACGGGAGAGAAGUACUACAAAUGUGAAGAAUGUGGAAAAAGCUUUAGUGAUGGUUCAAACUUUAGUAGACACCAAACUACUCACACCGGGGAGAAACCUUAUAAAUGCAGGGAUUGUGGGAAAAGCUUUAGCCGGAGUGCAAACCUCAUAACCCACCAGAGAAUCCACACGGGAGAGAAACCCUUUCAAUGUGCCGAGUGUGGCAAGAGUUUCAGCAGGAGCCCUAAUCUCAUCGCUCAUCAGCGAACCCACACAGGAGAGAAACCGUACUCGUGCCCUGAGUGUGGAAAGAGCUUCGGCAACCGGUCCAGCCUUAAUACACAUCAGGGAAUACACACUGGAGAAAAGCCCUACGAAUGUAAAGAAUGUGGCGAAAGCUUUAGUUACAACUCCAACCUAAUCAGGCACCAGAGAAUCCACACCGGAGAGAAACCAUACAAGUGUCCGGACUGUGGGCAGAGGUUCAGUCAGAGCUCAGCCCUCAUCACCCACCGGAGAACUCACACGGGAGAGAAGCCUUAUCAGUGCAGCGAGUGCGGGAAGAGCUUCAGUCGCAGCUCCAACCUGGCCACACACCGCAGAACCCACAUGGUGGAGAAGCCCUACAAAUGUGGGGAGUGUGGAAAGAGCUUCAGCCAGAGCUCCAGCCUGAUUGCACACCAGGGCAUGCACACGGGCGAGAAACCCUACGAGUGCCUGACGUGUGGGGAGAGCUUCAGCUGGAGCUCCAACCUCAUCAAGCACCAGAGGAUCCACACGGGAGAGAAACCCUACAAAUGCGGCGAAUGUGGGAAAUGCUUCAGCCAGCGCUCCCAGCUGGUGGUGCACCAGAGGACCCACACGGGCGAGAAGCCCUAUAAAUGCCUCAUGUGCGGUAAAAGCUUCAGCCGGGGCUCCAUUCUGGUCAUGCACCAGCGAGCCCACUUGGGAGACAAGCCCUACAGGUGUCCCGAAUGUGGGAAAGGCUUUAGCUGGAAUUCAGUUCUUAUUAUACAUCAGCGAAUCCACACAGGGGAGAAGCCCUACAAAUGCCCCGAGUGUGGCAAAGGCUUUAGCAAUAGCUCCAAUUUUAUUACACAUCAGAGAACUCACAUGAAAGAGAAACUUUAUUGACAUGGCAGAGAGCCAAAGUGAGGGGACUGGCCCAGGAGAGGGAAUUGUCACACUGCCCCAAACAGGAACGUCUCUUUAGAAGAGCUGUUCUUCCUAAAUGCUCUUUGGGGAUUUUUGCCAGAAUCUUACCCCUGCUCAUCCUCAUUUCUAGGAUACCAUCAUCUUAGUGGUUGGAGUCAAACCCCAAGAACAGAGUGUAGGAAUGGAAGGUUGGAAAGUUGGGUCUUUUUCUGUUAAUGUCACAACUUGAUUGGCUCCUUCUCUUCUGAUCCUCUGUGCCUCAGUUUCCUCUUUGGUAGAACAAGGGGGAAGUGUUCUCCAUGUGGAACAGAAGACAGCAUGCCCAUACCCUGGGCUGAGUCCUCAGAGAAAUACAGGGAAUCUAUUGGUUGAUCUGUUGGUUUUGCUGCCACCUGUUGGGCUGAGGUGCCGUCACCCUGCGCUGCUAGCAUUCCAAGCCCCCUGCCCAUGUCAGAACCGGCUCUUCCUGGCUUUGUGUCCUGGGCUUUGAUUUCAGGUCAGGGUGGAGGGGCUUCUCCAAUUGUCAGUCAUCCACGUGAAGGUAAAGCCCUUUUCUAUUUCUAGAAAUUGUCAGGAACACCGAAACACGAGGGAGUGUGGCAUGGAACCAGUGUCCCAGUAACCUUUCCAAUUGAUGGGAAUUGAAACAGGGCCUGCCAGAAAAGGUAUAAAGUGAGGAAAUUCACGUAUUUGCCUUUGUCUCUGCUUACUAUCCUGUGGUAAGUUGGCUGCCAGGGGAACACAGUUCUUGUGGGGUUUCAUGUUUUGAGUGUGAAGAGAAGGCAGAGACCACCAGCUGCAUACCCCUUCUGUCUUAUCAAGGGUGAAAUGGUCCUGCACUCUGCAGGGUGGGCUUGUGUCCUUAGCCCACAGAUACACAGCCCCAUAAUCAUCACUCUAUGCACUUGUCAUUCCCCUGUUCUUAUAUUUUUUAUUUUAUAUAUGCAGAGCUGGAAUUCUGUCUGGUAGCUUUUGUAUACUAAGGACAUGGUUUUUAAGGAAGCGUUGAUUUUAGGACACAUCUGUCCCCUGGAGAGAUUUGGGCUUGAAUCAGGAAUUGCCCUACAGGUCUCACCCUUGAUCUUGAGAUGCUACCAGGGCUUUGUUCUUGGGUCCUUGGGCCUUGAAACAGUAAAGGCAGGGGGAUGACAGCAGGUGAAGGGGUUUGUUAUGAGGGAAGAGGAGAGUAGAUAAUUUUUAUGUAUUUUUAUAGAUGUGAGAAAUGUGAAACCACCACCUCCUACGCAUGGAGCCUGUCCUCAGAAUGGACCUUGGUUCUUAUAGGAUGGAUGCUCAAUAUUGCCUAAUAAAGUAGAGUCCCAUUGUUUUCCUGAGUCUGUCUUUUAACGUGUUAAAAACCUGAACUUGGCUGUAAGCAAACCCACACCUCACUUCCCCUCCCCACCCCCCAACAUCUUGCCCCAGGCUGAAAGUGGUCCAAGACCUUCAGGGAGUAAAAAUCAGUUGCUUCAAGGAACACACCUUCUAGGUGAUCCUAGACCUGUGUGCUUGAUCAGUGCACACACCUUUCCAUUGUCUUGUGCCAACUCUGCAUCCAGUCUGUCACCCAAGACUUGGAGCAGCAGCUUUGGGUAAGGAGCCAGGUGGCCUCCCGUGGAGGCCAUUGGGAAUCACCUCUAUCCAGAAUCAACUAAAUUCGACACGAGGAGGAGGUUUCCAGCCUAGGUGGUGACGGUUCUUUUUGUGUGUGUGUGAAGAAGAUCAGCUGUGAGCUAACAUCCGUGCUAAUCCUCCUCUUUUUUGCUGAGGAAGACCGGCUCUGAGCUAGCAUCUAUUGCCAAUCCUCCUCCUUUUUUUCCCCUUUUCUCCCCAAAGUCCCAGUAGAUAGUUGUAUGUCAUAGUUGCACAGCCUUCUAGUUGCUGUAUGUGGGAUGCGGCCUCAGCAUGGCUGGAGAAGCCGUGCGUCGGUGCGCACCCGGGAUCCGAACCCGGGCCGCCAGCAGCGGAGCGCGCACGCUUAACCGCUAAGCCACGAGGCCGGCCCCCAGUGACGGUUCUUAAGCCAAACCAUGUAGGCUGUGAAAUCCUCAUCAUUAAUCCCAUUUCUUCACUUAUUUGGCAAACAUUUAUUGAGGACUUCUGUCCCAUCACUGUGCUAGGUGCCAGGGAAAGGUUGUGACAAGAAGUCCAUUACCUGUCUUCAUGAAGUUUUCCUAGGAGAAAGAUUCCCAUCUGUCUGGGAAGAUAGAAGAGCUUUCCUACCUGUAAGGGAGAGCGGAUAGGGUGGUUUCUCAGGUGACAUUAAGUUCUGGAAUUUGAAUUGUAGAAGAUAUUGGAUCUGUCUUCUCUUUAAGUCUCAACUUGAGAAAAGAGUUGAUAUUAAGCUUUUGAAACUUAACUUUCUUUUUUUACUCCUCCCUACUUAGUAGAAGCACAAAAUAUCCUGGAAAACAGGAAACAAGAUUAGCUGGAAUUGCAGAAUUAGCCUGGAACCAGGUUGGGAGAAUGACAGAUGUGGUUCUAGAAAGGCUGAGAGUCCAUCACUUCCUGUCCUGCUUUGCCCUUAGUGUGGGUCUGCAGAGACAAGAGGGGUCAGUAUACAGUGACCGUCACAUGGCUCUGUGUUGGAUGGAAGGACGUGGCCUUCUUACCCUAAAAACAUCAAGAAGUCCCAGUCCCCUCAGCAGAUCUACUUCUGCCACAUCUUUACUGGCACCUCAGUUAUGCCUGUGCCUCUGUAACAAAGAUUAUUUCCCCUUAAAUGAACAUGGACUUAGGGACUGAGUUUUUGCUACCAAUUUGUUUCUAAGUUCAUAGGAACAGCCUUGGGACAAUUAAAAACCUACAAUAAAUGGUAAAAAGAAAAAAGCAAUUGCUUUACCCUCACUUGGCCCCCAAGCCUCCUCAGCAAGUCUUUUAUGUGAGUUGGUCACUUCCCUUUCCCAGUUCCCACAAUGGCUGCUGUGUACCCUUUGGCCCCUCUCCUCAGACCCAUGCCAACUCCCAGGCUCGGCUCACCUCUGAGAACCUUUAACCUGUCAGGUGUAGCCUCCCCCAGGCCUAUAAACUUCUCUAGAUUGUGCCCCCUCACUUCCUCGCCUCGGGCUCAGCCUAGAGAUGUGCUUUCCAUCUAACUGAUGUGUCGCUACCUGGAGUUGAGCCUCCGCUUCACUCCAGGGUCAGGACCUUGCUCCACCAGCUGUUUCCUCUCUUGAUCUCCAGGCUGUCCCUCUCUACCGGCUUCUUCCUGCAGCCUACUCACAAGCUGGAGUUCCUGCAGCCUCAACCUUGGCAUGUCCAGAACUCAGCUAUGCCACCUGCCUCCCUUGACCGGGAUGCUGGUCACACAGCUGUAUUUCCUUGUGCCUCCUCGUUGUGAGGAGCACUGCCGUCCACUGGGGUUCACACAACCCAGAAACCUGGAGUCAUCCAAGAUUCCGUCCUUCUUCGCAUGCCUCAGAGCCAUUCGGGAAUGGUUUGGCGUAGUUCAAACCCUUGCCUGACCACCUCGAUAGCCCCCUUACUGGGACCGCAGCCCUCUCCAGCCCUGCCUCCUGCUGCUCCAUCCUCCAUGCUGUCACCAGAGUGAGCAUUCCAAGACACACAGCUGAGCCUGUCACCACCCAGCUUAAACCCCUUGGGGCUCCCCAUCAUCUACAGAAAGGCCGUGCUCCUUGGAGGGCAGAUGAGGCCUUCCAAAUAGGGCCUCUGUGGAACCUGGUCACCACACCUCUGUGCUCCUGCCCAUCCUUGCCCCCUGGCAGCUCCCCCUGAAUGUGCCCCGCGGGGCCUCUCCUCAUCCCCCUGCUCACUCUGCUCCCUUUCGGGAAUGCUGGGCUUCCCUUUCUGCCUAGGGCACACUGCACGUCUUUCAAGACUCAGCCUGGGUACCACCUCCUCCAUGAGGCCUUCCCUGCACUUCUGUGGCAGACUUGACCCUGCUGCCGCACCCCUGUACUCUCCGGCCUCAGUGCCUGUCACUCUCAUUGCAUUGGCCUGUUACACAUCUGUCUCCCCUGCGGAUUCUGCCCCCUUCCUCUUCUAUUUUUCAUGUUCACACCCAUACUGAGGCUCCAGACUCUAUCUCCAGUACCCAACUCAGGUCCUGGCACAUGAUGGGAACUCAGUAAAUAUAUUUGCCCAUUGGGUCUCUUCGUGGAGGUAUAUAUAAAUGCAAGAGGCAGAUGGAACCCAGAAUUCUGACCUGGAAAAUGGAUUAGGUCUCCUACACUUUCCUUUGGUAAGAUGAUAAAUGUAAGUUAGUUUUAACUUCAGUAUUCUCUCAAGUUACCAUUUAUUGGUAUUGGUGACAAUCCCAAUGGAGACAAAGUGGAAGACGUUUAUAAAAACCAACCAACCAGUAUCCUAAUGAAACAACUUAUAUUUUUGAAAUGUCACAGUGAAAAACCAGGCACCUUCUUUAAUGUAGCUGAGUCUGUCGUCCACAAUCUGCUUCUCUUCUGUCUGGGCAAGCGGUGAAACUUGGGAGACUUUGUCUUACUCUUACUCUUUAAUCCCAGGGUAUUCAUAUAACUAAAUCCUGAGACGGUUCCCCUUGUUUUAACCUUUUUAUUGAAAUAUAACACAUCAGUGCACCAAAGUGUACUUGAAUUUUUACAAACUGAACGCACCUGUGUAACUGGCAUCCAGAUCAAGAAUCAACUUAGCAACCCCCAGACGUUCCCCCCAGAACCCCCCCCAGUCAGUACUUUGUCUCCUCCUGGCCCUGUUCUGAAGUUUGGGAUGGAGUGGAUGGAGUGUUGGGAGCAGGACAGACCUGGUUCUAGACAGACUUGUGCCACCAACUACACACCCUCACUUUUAUUAGAGAUUUUACAAUUUGAGGCAGGUCAUAAUGUUACUUCCUCUUUUUUUCCUGCAUUUUCCUUCCCUUUGGAUUGUAUUUAUAGUUUACAAUGAGCCAUAAUGGCUUAUAGUAACACAGUGUACGGAGCAGUUACUAUGCACAGGCACUAUGCCAAGCUCUCUACAUGUGGAUCUCAAUCUUGACAAUCCUGUGAGGUAGGGGAGUGUCCCCACGUCACAGCUGAGGAGGUGGGAGAUCAGAAGAGAGGUUCAGUAAGUACCUUGCCGGCACCUGUGGCUUAACCCCUUCACUCCUGAAGUCAGUUCACUCCACUGCAUUGUUAAAGCCGUGGGAAACUCCUAAAGAACAAAUGGAGAAAACAACAAAACAUUAAAAUAAAAACGAUAUAUUGGCUACUAGUGUUAGUCUUCUCCCUGGCUAGUAUCAAGAUGGUCCACAACUGUAACUGGCCCUUCCUUGCAUGUGACCGGCCGUCACUCUUCCAGCCCUUCAUUCCCGAUGGAGGUCCUGUCUCAUAACCAGGGAGUUCAGGGGCCCAGUAUGCUGGGCCUGCUGCCCCCUCAGUCUCUCAGACAGCCCUGGAGUUUUUCUUUUUUUUUU